AGGUAUCAGUGCACGUUGCUGUAAGGGGUCGACUGCUAUUGAGUGUCUGGAUGUCGUUCUGUAGUGAACAGCUCAAUACUGAUGUGGAAUGUAAAAAUCAUUAGAUUCACGAACGUCCUCAAAGAAUACACUGAAGAAUCUGAAGUCAUGAUUAUGGCAAUAAGAACGUCAUGCGCCUAUGUCGGGUUCUUUGUCUUUCUCCUAUGCAUCACCUCAACUAAAUUCUACUCAUACAAGUAUAACGUCACAUGGAAUCAGAUGACAAAUCGAAAACCAGAUUUUAGAUGUAUAUGGAGUGUUGUCGACAAUAAAACGAAGUGUAAACCAGUGUGUGACCACGGAUACUUCGGACUUUAUGGAAUGAAAACUUGCCACCAAUGGUUAAACUGCACUGAUAUAAAGAGUAUAAAGGGAUUUGAAAAAAUACAAACAGAUACUAUUGGCUACGUAAAGAAAGUUUGGAUCAGUAAAUGGGAUGGUUAUGAAGUUGUUGUAAAAAGAAUCAGACAAAACCUUAAUGGACCAACUUCUCACGAUGAAUUCCACAGUGGUGUACAGUUUCUACAGGACUUCAGUAAUCAUCCGGACGUUCUACAAAUUGUAGGCCACUGUAAUGAAACAUUGGUGACAGAGCUGCACGCCAUGGCGGAUGCCACCAAUCUUGAAAAACACCUUCGACAAAAUAAAGAAUUUGAUAAUGUCUUUGUAAGAUUUCAACUGUGCAUUGACUUUGUUCGUAUAAUGACUACCCUUCAUUCUGGUCAUGGCGGGAAAGUUUUCGCGCAUUGUGAUGCUGGUAAUGUGAAUAUCAUGCUCCAACAGUACCUUUUGACAGACGACUUUAGACUAGUCAUCAGUGACGUUGACUCACUCCUUGGUUUUGAAAUACGUGAUGGCAUGUCGCAAAAAAGAAUGUGUCCAUUCAAAUCUGAUCGUAAUUACUUUCAACCAUUUAAUGCUCCGGAACAAUAUUUCAAUCACAAGCUCAAAACAUUCCCCUACGACGAAAAAAUUGAUAUUUGGAAAAUUCCGAAUAUAUGCGAUAGACUCCUGUAUCGUAAUUCAAUUAAAAGGGAGGUGUUACCACAUUUGACGGCUUUACACAAAAGGUGUAAAAGCACUGAUCCAAAAGGAAGACCCACUGCGUUAGAAGUACUAAAAAUAUACGAAUAUACCUACAAGAUUUUGAAAAAAGACUCAAACAGUUGA
Magallana angulata is the source of this 1209-nucleotide messenger RNA. RefSeq names its product protein O-mannose kinase-like. Gene Ontology annotation, molecular function: ATP binding; protein kinase activity; carbohydrate kinase activity. The record is from RefSeq and is a predicted model, not a curated record. Gene Ontology annotation, biological process: protein O-linked glycosylation; protein phosphorylation; carbohydrate phosphorylation. The transcript has 4 exons. Lineage: Eukaryota; Metazoa; Mollusca; Bivalvia; Ostreida; Ostreidae. The coding region runs from base 82 to 1209 and encodes 375 amino acids. Gene Ontology annotation, cellular component: endoplasmic reticulum membrane.